AUGGCUAAUGCUAGAGUACAGUAUAAGGGACGCAAUUACUAUAAACCUAGGAAUACGUUGCAAGGUGCAUCAACAGUCAUUCAAGAAACCGAAAAGUUUUAUGCUAAAACUAAAUCGCUAAGCCUUCCAGUAGCUAUGCAAAAAUUAAUCCAUCAAAAUAAUAAUACAGCUCAUAUCUUAAUGCGAGAUGCGAGAGCAUCUAUUCAAGCGUUAUACGAUAACAUCAAUAAGACUAAUGAGGAAAUUAAGCAAUUAAAUAAAUGUAAGAAUUCACUAGAAGCAUCGUUGGACAAGGUCCGACGGAAUAUCUUGGUCAAUUCUAGAUGCUCUUCAGCAAUAUCGACACGCCUAGGAAAAAGUGCGGCCACACUAGGUAUUGCCGAUAAACAGAUUGGUAAAGAACGAAAUACACUAUUAAAAAUCAAGCAAUCGCUUGAAAUGCAACUUCAAGCUGUACUGGAACAUUUACAAAAAUUAGGUCGUACUCGAAAUAGCCUACAUGAUGCUAUCCAACAACGUAGCAAGACUAUUAAAUCAACACAACAGCAUAUUGUUAGUGCCACCUCAAAGACUGCCGUUGUUGAAAAAUAUAUCCGUCAAAGCCAAGCCAUUAAAACUGCUGAUGAUAUUAAUCAUGAAGUAUCGCCAAGUAUUAGCGUCGGUAAAUUAAUCGAAGGAGUCAAUGCAGUUUGCAGAUUUUCCAAAUCACUUCGUCAGCAAUCAAAAAGUGCCCUUGAGAAUACGGAAUGGAUACAACAAGCAACAUUUAAUGCUGUUGAUACCAACUUACGACAAGAUUUGCAAAGUGCAUCGUCAGCGAAGGCACAAGUGGAACUACAGCGAUGUGCCACUAGAUAUUCUAGAUUGCGACAACAAAGAGCUCAACAAGCUAUCGAUAGGGCAUGCGGAAUACCAAUGACCCAGCAUACAGUAUCGGGCAAAUUUCAAUCGAUUGUUCCAACCACAAUAAAUGGUCAGAAAUUUCAAAUUCAUGGAAAAGCAACAGAACUAGUUGAUAUGCUAGUAACGAUUAACGACAAUAUAGAAUCGUUAAAAUUAAGUGAGAAACAAUUACAUAGGAGUAUAUCGGAAAGGAAAGCUAAUGCUGAAGUUGAUGCAAACAUUUUAAGGAUGAGGCAAAUGGCUAAACGAAACCAUCGAUGGGUAGCUACAUAUUGA
Messenger RNA from Trichoplax adhaerens, 1179 nucleotides. RefSeq lists its product as uncharacterized. The transcript has 4 exons. The record is from RefSeq and is a predicted model, not a curated record. Lineage: Eukaryota; Metazoa; Placozoa; Uniplacotomia; Trichoplacea; Trichoplacidae. The coding region runs from base 1 to 1179 and encodes 392 amino acids.